This is a messenger RNA of Carassius auratus (goldfish), 4931 nucleotides long. It is a transcript of the gene antxr1b, whose product is annotated as ANTXR cell adhesion molecule 1b. NCBI's taxonomy places the organism in Eukaryota, Metazoa, Chordata, Actinopteri, Cypriniformes, Cyprinidae. Gene Ontology annotation, molecular function: transmembrane signaling receptor activity. Gene Ontology annotation, cellular component: plasma membrane; cell surface. The coding region runs from base 957 to 2843 and encodes 628 amino acids. The record is from RefSeq and is a predicted model, not a curated record. The transcript has 18 exons.
AAAUGACCACUGUACAAAAAUGACCCAGUGUUUCAAAUGAAUGCCGUAAUAAGUUCAGUCUUUUUUUUUUUUUACCAGUUCAUUGAAAUGCAUGGCCUUUCAUGGUUCUUGAAUUAUAUCUUUGUCUGAAAUUAAACACAGAGACGAUUUAGUCUUGGUCUGGAUCUUGAAAGGUCUGGUCUUGUCCAUAUCUACAUAAAAAUGAAUUCUAAAUAUAAACGUGCAUCACCAUCUGUUGAAUUUCUAAAGACAGAAUUAGCAGCACUGGUGUGUUUGUGGGGGUGGAUGUGCACGGAGGAAAGCUUAUACUGACUUUGGAUGGCUUUGACGUCGCUUACGUAAGCCUAGCAUUCUUUUUUGAUUUGUCUCCACCACAAUUGCUCGGCCAGAUGAACUAUUACACAAGCUGAGCCAUUAAAGAAGCCCACUUAACAGAGUUAGUUACUAGCUGCUCAGAUAUCAUUCUCUGUUUCAGAAGCUACUUCUAAGACUGUUGUGGACAAGGACAUACUGCUAUGUAAAUCUGCAAUGAAUCUUGAAAUAAUCCUUAAAUCAGGAGGGUGUCAUUUAAGUGAAGAAUCACCACCACAACAUACAAGCAGAUUAAUCCUUAUGUCCAUCACAUAAAGUCAUCAUGUGAAAGAGGUUUUUUUUUCUUCUCAAAACUAGGGUCGGUACAUUACUGUGGCCGAUGAUGUAAUGUCUCAGACUGCAGUCAUAAAUGUCGCACCUUCUGAGAUCUGUGAUGUCUUGUGAUGCUCUUUCCCAAUGUGUCAAUGAGGCAAAAGGUGUUUUUGACGAAAUCAUACCUUUAAGAUUCACCGGCAUUACCCCUUGCACUGAAAAACUGUGCAAAAUCCAUUAUAUGUGUUAAUUCCAUUACUUUCUAUGCUUCCAAGUUGUUGAUUUCUUUUACAGUGGCCUAAGAAUGUAUUUGGACUCUUAAGCAACACUUAAUGAAUGUCAUUGGAUUAGAUGUCAAAAUAUCAAAGUCUGGAAGUGUACAGCACCACUGGAAUGAGAUCUACUACUUUGUUGAUCACCUUGCACACAAGUUCAUCAGCCCCCAGCUCCGUAUGUCCUUCAUAGUCUUUUCAACGGAGGGAAGGAUCUUGAUGAAACUGACAGAAGACAGGGAUCAGAUUCGUGCUGGGCUGGAGGAACUUCAGAUAGUCCAACCAGGUGGAGAUACCUUCAUGCACAAAGGUUUUCAGAGGGCAAGCGAGCAAAUAUACUAUGGAACGGGAGAUGGAUACCGCACAGCGAGUGUCAUCAUUGCUCUGACAGAUGGAGAAUUGCGCGAGAAUGAAUUUGACUUGGCAGCCAGAGAGGCUGAUCGCUCACGUCAGCUGGGAGCCUCUGUUUACUGCGUUGGAGUGAAAGACUUUAAUGAAACCCAGCUGGCAACAAUAGCUGACAGCAAAGAUCACGUCUUUCCAGUUAAUGAUGGCUUUGAAGCCCUGCAAGGCGUCAUUGAUUCGAUCCUGAAGAGAUCCUGUAUAGAGAUCCUCGCUGUGGAGCCCUCAAGUAUUUGUGCAGGAGAAUCCUUUGAGGUGGUAGUUCGAGGGAACGGAUUCCUUCAUGCCCGCGAUGUGAACAGAAUUCUUUGCAGCUUCCGUAUAAACAACACCCUCACCGUGAUGAAGAGGCCUCUGGUAGUUGAAGACACAUACCUGCUCUGCCCAGCGCCUGUACUGAGGGAGGAGGGAACGACUGCCUCCCUCCAUGUCAGUAUGAACAACGGCCUGAGUUUUAUCUCCAGUUCUGUGACCAUCACGACUGUCAGCUGUGUGAGUACAGUAACCCUGCAGGGCAGCAGUGCCACUGUUACACUGGGCAGAGCCACUGCCAGUACCACUACACUGGGCAGUACCUGUAGUUCAGCUCCAUCUUCAGUCUGCCCUCUGAACACAACCGACGGAACGUUCUUGGCCAUAGCACUGCUGAUACUGCUGCUGCUGAUCACUAUGGCCACACUCUGGUGGUUUUGGCCCAUCUGUUGCACAGUGAUCAUCCAUGAGCCGCCGCCACCAGUCAUGGACGACAGUUCGGAUGAAGAGGAUGAAGCCAACCCAAAGAAAAAAUGGCCAACGGUGGACGCCUCGUAUUAUGGUGGGAGAGGAGUUGGUGGCAUUAAAAGGAUGGAAGUGCGCUGGGGAGAUAAGGGAUCCACUGAAGAAGGAGCCAAGCUGGAGAAGGCAAAGAAUGCUCGGGUGAAGAUGCCAGAGCAAGAGUUUGAGUUUCCGACCACAAGGACUCUAAACAACGGCAUGCGGAAACCCAUCUCCCAUCAGAAGUGGUACUCACCAAUCAAGGGGAAACUGGAUGCCUUGUGGGUGUGGCUUAGGAGAGGAUAUGACCGCGUGUCAGUGAUGAGACCUCAGCCAGGAGAGAAGGGUCGCUGUAUGAAAUUUACCCGUGUGAAAUCCUACCCGCCCCCUCGAUACCCGCUUUACAACAACCCCUCCAGCCAUAUCUACACCCUCCCCCAUAGCCAAUGCCCUCCUGUCCCACAGGGCACCCUGCCGCCCACCCCGCGCUGCUCCGCCCACUCUCCAACCUCCAUCCUGCCCCCUUUGCCAUCAACCCCACCCCCAACAGCCAUAACCCCUCCCCCUUACACACCACCUCCAGCCAGAGCUCUUCCUCCUACCUGUCUGACAAUCAGUGUGACUCUGCCUCCCUGUCCACCCACACCGCCACCACCAACAAGCUUCCUACCACCCUUGUCAGCCAGCUCCUUGCCUCCGCCCCCUCAGGCAGCUCCACCGGGACGAGCCCCGCCCCCUUCUCGUCCACCACCACGCCCAGGCCCUGAGGAACCGCAGUGCUACCUGGACUGAGUAGAUCUAAAUGACAAUGGCUGAUGAUGGGAUUUAAGGUGGCAGCGACUGUAUUAUUGCACACUUGAUUCUGAUUGGUUGACAAACAUAUCUAAAACUGCACCUUUAUGUAGUUGUUUGAGGUUUGUUGACUUUCAACUUGCCAUGUUCUUUGCAAAAUGUUUUGUGGUUUUAAAUUAACAGAACAUCAAAAAGAGUCAGAGCAAAAGAACCAGAAAGAGAUAAAAAAAAUAAUAAUAAAAAACAUUUAGAUUUUUAAAUUUACAUAUUGACUUGCAUUUGGAUUGCACAAUUCACAUGAAAAAAUAAACUUAAUGUGAUGCAUAUUUGUCAGUCGUGCAAAAACUGGUAGGAUUUCUGUACUAGUACUAAUAAACUGAAUGCGUUUACACAGUAACUAGGUUUAUAUAUUUAUAAUCUAUAAAUAAAAAUACUUUCAAUCAAACUCAUUUGUAAUUAAUUGAAUAGGCUAUUGUUUGUUUCACGGCUAGCCAUAUUUCAACCAUUUUAAAUUAAUAAAUUUAAUUAUUUGUGUUGAUUCUAAAGAAACUGAACAAAUGCUUUUUGAUUAUUCGUGAUCAUUUAAAUAAGACCAAAAAAAGACAAAAUGAUGUCAUAAAUUGAUUAAAAAGUGCAUCUUACCGGCUUCAUUUAUGCAUGACUGGCAAAUAUGCAUCAUAUUAAGUUUAUUAUUUUGUAUUAUAUUUAGACUGUUUAAUGCAAAUUACAUAAUGUUAUUUUAUAUAUAUUUCAAAUGAAUCGUUCUUUUUUUUCAGUGUGGAAUUUGACGAUAGACCAUUAAAUAAUUGAAAACUAAUGCAUUUUAAUAUUCAUAGCCAUAUUUCAAUGCCUACUGGCUCCAGUGUUAGUACAUAAUGACUGUAAAUGAUUGACAUCAUUAUAAGCAUCUUAACUUAGCUUUGCAGAUGCAUUAGAAAAGUUUGAACGAGAAGCAGCUGUAAUAUAGGUCCUGUUGUACUUGAGAGAUCCGGUUCAGCUCUGACGCCUUUUGAAGAUGUCAAGAAAACAUCUGCAGGAUAAAAUGGCAGGAUUCAAGUGACUGCAUGAAUGGAUGGAAACAAUGACAAAACUACUCAAAGAGUUCAGCCUGUAGUGCUAAAACCCAGGAGAGAAUUAGCAUGUCCAUUAAAUUCCCCAGGGAAUUUCCAGAUUUGAGUAAAAUAAGACGCGUGUUAAUAUUUGAAGAGACUUUGACAUUGUUCAAAAUAAACUACACACAGUUCACCAGGUGUCUUGCUUUAAAAACACAAGUUGCUACAUACAUGCAUCUACCAUGAGAAUCGGACUAACGUUGUUGUCCUUAUAUAACAUAGGAAAGUUUCCUCAAUUUAAGUUAACCACAAACCAUAUUUUACUCAUAAACUGAAAACAGCUACUCUUGCAACCCAUUGAGAAUGAAUUGGCCUCCCGGAUUAGCCUACAUCUUGACUGAACAGCAUUAUUCCAAAGAAAAUUGUGUGACUGACGUGAAAAAUAAACGCGGUGGAUGUUUUCGUGUUACGAUCUGGAUGAAGAUUUGCGGAAUGAUGCAGGCUUUUGUUUUGUAUAUAUGGAUGCUUUCCAAACAGCUGUGCUAAGAAUAGAUCAGUAUUCAUAAGGUACUUUAUGAUUUUCUAUUUAAAAUGUCUAUUGUUGUGCUGUUUGCAAGUGCUGCAUUUAAAGGGAUAGUUCAUUCAAAAAUGAAAUCGGUAUAAUUGACUGACCCUCAUGUCACUCCAAACCCCUACUGACACCAAAUGUUUUGAAGACAUUUCGUAUAUUUUCCAGUUUAUUCUGCUAGAGAAAAUCAUUCAAGUUUGAAAUGGUAUGAUAUUGAGUAAAUUACCACAGAAAUUUUAAUAAUUAUUUAAACUGUUCAUUUAAGCAUAUGGCAGUUCUGUGAUUUUUAGUUUGAAUUAUUCUGUUUCUUCAUUUUACCUUGAACAUUGUUUUUUUGUUGUUGUUGUUGUUUUUCGUGCUGGGUUUAAAACUUGUGCUUGAGCUGUUACAGAUGUUCAGAGCGUGUCAGGCUAUUCCUUUUUAACGAAGAGCAUGUUUUUACACGCUUCAAUUAAAUGUUGGAAUUAA